Molecule: messenger RNA, 818 nt
Organism: Colletotrichum phormii
Lineage: Eukaryota; Fungi; Ascomycota; Sordariomycetes; Glomerellales; Glomerellaceae
Exons: 4
Coding region: 84-752 (222 amino acids)
Source: RefSeq, a predicted model, not a curated record
CCGUAAAGAGGAACACAUCAUCUGUGCAGGAACUUGGAAGCACGUUGGACACAAAGCUCGACCUCAUCCUCGAGUAGCUUGAGAUGGAGACCUGCCAUAGAUUCUUUAAGGGUCUUGGAUCGACUGCAGAGAACCCUCUGCUCUUUGAGGAUGCACUCGGAGUUGUUCAAAUCCUGCCAAUAGAGUGGUUGAGGUCAUGGGAUCAUCUCCGAUCUAUGAUCAAAAACCACUUUGAGGACCGGAGGGGCCACCAAAAGGUUCUUCGCGGCGAGUAUACGUUAGAAGACGACGUGUAUAAAGUCGAAUUGGAGCUCAUGUCUCUUCCGUGGGAAGUAGUGAUGAAGCCCGGAAGUGGAAGAAAGAUCAACAUGGUAAUGACUUUCCUACAAGCACAAAAGGGCGGCACAGAUGCUGCUGGGAACUACGACUGCCCGGGUUGCGGAUUAGCCAGAGUUGGUAGGCCAAGCGACAACCUAAAGUGCGACUGUGGUAUGUGGAUGAGGCUGAGGCAACGACUGAGAACACCGUCGCGGCCUCGUCCAAGAUUAGUUAACACGGCAGUAAAUACUCCGUCUAGCAACGAUGACGACGAUCCAAGUCACUUUCAUCGCGUUCUAUUCGACAUUUAUCUUGCAUCGUCCCAUGAACCGAAGGGGGCUUCAGUUGUUAGACAGAGUCUUAGAUACAGAUUAUUUCCAGUUUUGUAUUGUCGUCAUGUUCUCACGCAUUUGUCUACUUAUAUAAGACGAUGAAAUUUGAUUUGUUCGUCAACCUCCACGAAACAUCUCUCCAGCUUGGCACGGGCUGUUAGUGCCAUG